UCGGACUCCUGGGUCCUGCGGUACACAGCCAUGGCGUACUCCACGGUGCAGAGAGUGGCGCUGGCCUCGGGGCUCGUCCUGGCCGUGUCGCUGCUGCUGCCCAAGGCCUUCUUAUCCCGCGGGAAGCGACCGGAGCCGCCGCCGGGCCCGGAAGGAAAAUUGGGCCGAUUUCCACCUAUGAUGCAUCACCACUCGGCACCCUCAGAUGGUCAGACACCAGGGGCUCGUUUCCAGAGGUCUCACCUUGCAGAGGCCUUUGCGAAGGCCAAGGGAGCAGGUGGAGGUGCUGCAGGAGGGGGUAGUGGAAGAGGACUGAUGGGACAGAUCAUUCCAAUCUAUGGCUUUGGGAUCUUUUUGUACAUACUGUACAUUUUGUUUAAGCUUUCAAAGGGGAAAACUGCAGAGGAUCGGAACUGCUCCACUGCCCCACCUGGAAACGCCCACAGGAAGAUUACCAACUUUGAGCUUGUUCAACUACAAGAAAAACUAAAAGAGACAGAAGAAGCCAUGGAAAAAUUAAUCAACAGAGUUGGACCUAAUGGUGAGAGUAGAGCACAGGCUGUGACUUCUGACCAGGAGAAACGAUUACUGCAUCAGCUCCGAGAAAUCACCAGGGUCAUGAAAGAAGGCAAGUUCAUCGACACAUCUCCAGAGAAGGAAGCUGAGGAAGCCCCGUACAUGGAGGACUGGGAAGGUUACCCAGAAGAGACUUAUCCAAUAUAUGACCUUUCGGAUGGUAUCAAGCGUAGGCAAGAAACAAUCCUGGUGGAUUACCCUGACCUAAAAGAGCCCUCUGCUGAAGAAAUUGCGGAACAAAUGGGAGAGGUAGAAGAGGAAGGAUCAGAGCGUUUGAGCUGGGAUCAUUUGCCCACUGACCCUGGAGCCCAGAAAGAUAAUUCUGUUGCCCCGUGUGAUCCCAAACCAGAAUCGUGCUCCUGCUGUGUUCAUGAAGAGGAGGAUCCUGCUGUCUUGGCAGAGAAUGCUGGUUUCAGUGCAGAUGGCUACAGUGAGCAAGAGGAAGCCACCAAGGAAAACUUGCCCCAGGACUUUACAUAUGAAGUGCUGGGAGUGAGCACUGAUAAUGCACACAUGGCUGGCAUGUUGAGGAAGCGCAACCCCCAGGGUUUUGAGUGAAAGCAGCCUGCUUGGGAAAGUAUCCAUUAUUCUGUUCCCAUGGCACCUUUCCUCAAUUUCAUCCAUGGCAUUGUGCCCUCUGCAUCCUCUGUGUUCAAUACCAUAGCUCUUGGGCCACUACCAUGGAUACAGUUAAUCCUUCCUGGUGCUUGCACACCUGUCACUUUGUAAAGUAGCCAGUAGUGUGAACACGGGACAGAAUCACCUUCCAAUUCUUGCGCUUCCCUAUCAGAGACACUAAUCCAUUCAGUAAUUGUAUUUGGUUGUUUGUGCUUGCAGGUGGUACCACCUAGGCAAACGUCUGACCCCUCCUCAUAGGAGCAACAGAUGAUUUACCUGUGAAUGAUUUAUUGAAUGGAUUUGUUAGGAUAGGAUGACUGUGAAUGAGAACUGGGUUAGCUGAUAUUGAGGACUUAAGUUUUAAGAAUGAAGAUUUUAGAUUCCCAAAUGCCUUAUUCUUCAGGCCUUCAGCUGGUUAGUGGUCCCUGAGAAGAGCAUGCUCAAUUCUGAGCCUAGGGGCCCAGAGCACAGCAAGAUAUCUGAUUGAGCUGCAGUCUCUCCUCACAGCCUUCUAAGAUGCCCUGACUCCUCCAGAGCAGCAGGCCAUGAACUCACAGGCCUAUUUGGAGACCAUUUUGCUUGUAUAUUCCCUCGAUCCCUAGCUUCCUUUGUCUUCAUUCUGUUGAACAGAACUGCCAAAUAUAGAUGUAACUUUGAAUGUCUUCUGUGGCUAGAGGGAAUUUGAGGCAUCAAUUUGUGUCCCACAGAGCUGAAGCUUGAGGCUGUUGAAGCUACAGGACUGCUUAAGUAUGGUGGUCCUUCCAUGAGGAGCUCAGGUAGCCAGGAAACCCUGAGAAUUCUAACAAGGGUGUGUCAGUUCAGUUACAUGAAUUGAAAGCUGAAAGGCUGUGCAUCUCCAACAACAUUCCGAGUCAUGAAAUGGGAGACUCAAAAUGUAAGGAAUUCUGUGAAGCUGGGUAGUCUUUAGAGUUCUAUUGUACCUGGCGUGUCUGUGAUGCCAGAAGAUAGCUUGCACCACUCAGGAGCGUACUGCCCUGGCUGUCAUCAGGUCUGAGACCACACUAAGACACUGUCAGCUACUAGAAAGCUUUACAUGUUAACGGGACUAGAAAAACACAAACGCUGCACUGUACCAAUCCCUGUGUAGAAUGUUUGAUUAAAAUUGUGCAGAAUGUAGUUGAACAUGUACUGAAGAUGGUCUUGACAUAACUAAGUGUAAAAAACAACGUAGAUAAUCUUGUUUGAGCAGAUUGUUUUCUGGAUGGUUCUGGCGUCCACCAUGAGAAGUUGAUUUAAGAUAGCCCCCUAUCACUGGUUCUAAUUUUGUUCAUAGGAUAUAAUUCUGUUAUUAGAUAAGAACUUGUUUCCUUCUCAUUCAUUUGUUGGACAGCUGCCCUGUGCUAAGUACUAAGUGUCUGUGCAUAGCCCAAUGCCCCAACUAAGAAGACUGAAUUUGUACCUUUAAGAAUUUCAGUUUAAUGUGCGAAUCUAACAGAUGCACUAUGGACCAUAGGAAGGCUAGAGAUUGUGAAUUCUUCAGACAGAUUUCCCUGCAAUUCAGACUGUGGAAUUCUGGAUUGGCUCCUUAAGCAUUCCAAGCCUGGUUGGGCAUCUAUAAAGUGUGAGGGUAGUAAAAACACAGGUCUUACAGGGCUGUAAGCUGCAGAUGAGGUAGUCAAUGCACAUAGGGCAGCAUGCUUAUGUUGUUAGCUCAUGCAUAACAACAUAUCAUGUGGUAGCUGUUUUAUUAAUUAUAGAGUGGACCCUAAACUGUAGGAGCACAGAAGAAAAAGAAUGUUUUUGCCAAAGUACCAAAAAAAUCUCAGAGACACCUUGUGGCAAGCUAAGAACAUGGCAAGAAGAGGAAGGACAUUUAGGCAGAAAAAGUAGGUUAGCAAGAACAGUGUGGUUGGUGUAUAGAUGGAUAAUCAGGUUUAGCGCCAACUCUGUCAUUGGGGAUUAUCUAUGGAAACAAUUCCUGCCAAAAGGACCAAUCCUUCAUGGUUCUUGCCACUCUAGAUGUUAGUCUGCAUAUAGGAAUAUAUUUGUUUGUAUAUACCAGAAACUUUGAAGUAAUUUGGAAUAUAGGCAUUUUUCCCAGAAUUUUAUCUUUUAGAUAUGAUUUUACAUGUAUAUUUAAUCCAGGUUGACCAAAAUCAAGGGGCUUGAUUUCAUUGUAUGAUCUUCAUUUCUCAGUAUUAAGGGCUUCAUCAAGGCCUUACCAUUAGGUCUCCAGUGACCUAUGGGGCACCAUAGCAGUAAUUGGCCUAAGAAGCCACUGUACAUCACCUAGGAGUGUGCUUGGUAAGUCAGGUGGGUGAUCAGCCAGAAGACCCCUUAACACGGCUAUGGAACAAAAGACUGUGUGCCUCAUUAUCUCAAGGCAUGGGCCUGGGAGGUAUGCUGAAGAGUGGAGAUGGAUUCAGCCUCUAGAAAUAAUGGCUUGUGAGAAUUAUGUUCUUUGUAUUUAGACUUAAGUAAUAAUGGCCUUCACUCAGACACUCUGGAAAGAGGAACCUAAUACUCACAGCAUAAUUAAACGUUCUCAUUGUAUGGAAGGUAACAAUGCAGGAGGAGCAUGUAGUUGAGGGCAGUCCUUCAGGGCAGCAGGAGCCAGAGAGCAGGCUCACAGGGAGCAGAGAUGAAUGAUACAUAGCACUUGGCUUGUUUUGCCCCUCUUAUUCAGUCUGGGACCCCAGCCAAAGGGAUGAUACUAUCCAUAGUAAGGAUGGGUCUUCCUCCUCAACUAACUUUCUUGUAAACACCUUCAUAGACAAGUAUGUUUCCAUGGUGAUUCUAAGCCCCUUAAGUUGGCAAUCAAGAGCAAACACCAGAGGUAAUAGGUAUAAAACAAGAUUUUCCUCUGCAUGUGUUCUACACAAUUGAGGAUUUUUCUUAAACUUGAUGACUAAACAAACAAAAUCUCUUCCCCUUGUAGAACACCCUGUAUAUGGUCUUCACAAAUGCAGUCACUACAGGAACCAGGCCAUGUUCACGUUGGGAAUGCUUUUGACUCACAUCAAAAACACUUAGCUGAGUAGAUAAAUGAACCCUAAUUAUAGACCUGCUCUUAAAUUCUUUUUAUUUAGACAAUUUGUAUCUGCAAAGAGCAUUUCAUAUGUCACCUAUUGGGCAGUGAUCAGGAAGGAUACCUAACCAACUAUUCUGUAACCUCCUUAACCAUUAGCAUGUCUAAAACACUUUGUAGUAUCAAAAAACCAGGCCAUUCCUUCACUUCAAAGGGUACCACUUUCCUUAUGGAUGGACCAGGAAUCACGUCCUCCUUACAGGACUGUUUAUGGAAGCUGCCAGAGUGAAGUGUGCAAUGGUAGGUGCUUAUUAGCACAUCACUGUCUUGAAUCUCAUGCUGCUGGACUACCCAACUUGAUAACUCUAUGGCCACUCUGCAUGCCAAGAAUGGCCCAGAGUCACUCUGGAGUUCUUGUGACUUUGUGAUGACUCCCUUUUUAGAACAACAAUAGGCUUUCAUCAUGUUGGCCUCAAAUCCACCACAGACUGAAAAAGGGUUCCCACUAUGUAAGAGUCCUGUUUAAAUAGACCCAGCUCCAAGCAAGGCCUGCAGUCAUGUGGCUGGGCCUUUCCCACCCUUCAGUACUACAGCCCAGUUCUGUCACAAGGGCCAUGUCCACCAAGCAUACUUAAGAACUGUCAGCCAGUUCCUUAAGUGUCCAGAUGACCUGAUGUAUCCUCUAACCCUGUUUUCCCCAUGCUAUAGAUGUGGUUUCACAGGGGAAGGCAGUGUGGGUCUGUACGUCACUGGUUCCAAACGUGC
Messenger RNA from Mus caroli (Ryukyu mouse), 4948 nucleotides. RefSeq names its product RIC3 acetylcholine receptor chaperone (gene Ric3). Gene Ontology annotation, biological process: protein localization to cell surface; synaptic transmission, cholinergic. Gene Ontology annotation, cellular component: neuron projection; neuronal cell body; intracellular membrane-bounded organelle. The record is from RefSeq and is a predicted model, not a curated record. Lineage: Eukaryota; Metazoa; Chordata; Mammalia; Rodentia; Muridae.